CCCCACCUGGAAGGUAUAAUGCGAAAUGCAGUGGAGCAUCUAGGCCCACCUGGAAGGUAUAAUGCGAAACGCAGUGGAGCAUCUAGACCCACCUGGAAGGAAGUAAUUGAUGGUUUUUUCUGGCUUCGAGUGAUGAAGUCACGAGAAGGCGCAGUUACUGUGAGAAGGCAGGUUAAUAAAAAUGAAAACUUCACAUAUCUGAACGCGAACUGGUAU
Diversispora eburnea is the source of this 216-nucleotide messenger RNA. Lineage: Eukaryota; Fungi; Glomeromycota; Glomeromycetes; Diversisporales; Diversisporaceae. The record is from the annotation of a GenBank genome assembly.